This is a messenger RNA of Scheffersomyces coipomensis, 732 nucleotides long. RefSeq names its product proteasome core particle subunit beta 6. The transcript has a single exon. The record is from RefSeq and is a predicted model, not a curated record. Lineage: Eukaryota; Fungi; Ascomycota; Pichiomycetes; Serinales; Debaryomycetaceae. Bases 1 to 732 code for a protein of 243 amino acids. Gene Ontology annotation, cellular component: proteasome core complex.
AUGACGAACGCAACCGUUGCAUCUGAAUAUUCAGCAGAAGUCAAUCAUGUCCCCAUUGAACAUAGAUUCAAUCCAUACUCCGAUAAUGGGGGUACCGUGUUAGGAAUUGCGGGUGAGGAUUUCGCUGUAUUAGCAGGAGAUACAAGACAAGUUGAAGGAUAUUCGAUUCAUUCUCGAUAUCAACCAAAAGUAUUUAAUGUUGGUGAUGAUAUUAUAAUGACUGCCAAUGGAUUUGCUGCUGAUGGUGCUGCUUUAAUAGAUCGUUUUAAGAAUCAAUUGAAAUGGUAUAAAUUUGAUCAUGGUGGAAAGAAAUUAAGUAUUCAAAGUGCUGCAAGAUAUAUUCAACAUUUAUUAUAUGGUAAGAGAUUUUUCCCAUAUUAUGUUUAUACUAUAAUUGCUGGAUUAGAUGAAAAUGGUAAAGGUGCAGUAUAUUCAUAUGAUCCAGUUGGUUCAUAUGAAAGAGAGCAAUGUAGAGCUGGAGGUGCAGCUGCAAGUUUAAUAAUGCCUUUCCUUGAUAAUCAAGUUAAUUUUAAAAAUCAAUUUGAACCAGGUACAGAUGGUAAACAAAAGAAAGAAUUAAGAUAUUUAUCAUUAGAUGAAGUUUUAGAAUUAGUUAAAGAUGCAUUUUCAUCAGCCACUGAAAGACAUAUAUAUGUUGGUGAUGGUUUAGAAAUUUUAAUUGUUACAAAAGAUGGUGUAAGAACUGAAUACUAUCCAUUAAAGAGAGAUUAA